This is a messenger RNA of Egretta garzetta (little egret), 5329 nucleotides long. RefSeq names its product zinc finger protein 319 (gene ZNF319). Bases 501 to 2162 code for a protein of 553 amino acids. Gene Ontology annotation, biological process: regulation of transcription by RNA polymerase II. NCBI's taxonomy places the organism in Eukaryota, Metazoa, Chordata, Aves, Pelecaniformes, Ardeidae. The transcript is spliced from 2 exons. Gene Ontology annotation, cellular component: nucleus. Gene Ontology annotation, molecular function: RNA polymerase II cis-regulatory region sequence-specific DNA binding; DNA-binding transcription factor activity, RNA polymerase II-specific. The record is from RefSeq and is a predicted model, not a curated record.
UCCAGUUUGAAAGUACCUCUGCUUUCCCGUCUUCUCUCCUUACAUGGCUGUCUCUUCCCACCUCCCACGGAGGGAUGAGUUAGGCUGGAAGCCGGCGCCGACUCGGGUCCCCGUGCAGAGCCCUCGGUAAGCCAAGAAAGAGCUGCUCCUGGGCUGCCUCCCUCACCCUUCCCAAAUGUGAGCACAUAGCAGCCAGCGCGAAGGGCCUCCUCUUGUCUUCAAGGCACUUGCUUCUGCUUCCUGUUCUUCUGUCCAAAACAGAAAAAGCCAAACCAAACCAGGCCACAAAGAAUUUGUGCUGAUCUAAGGAAAAGGCUGUGGAAUCACCUCUUUGUCUCCCUAGAUCCUGGCUGUGGGCUGGAUUUUCUGUCCUUGACUCCAGGGGAUCAGCUACGGGGAAUCGGGAUCUUGGAUACGUUUUGAUUUUUGUUUUUACUUGAACCUUUUCAACCGAGAAGCUGAAGCUGUCACUGCUAAAAUCCCGUUUUUUUUUCCCAAGCAUGUCAGAAAGCUGGCAGCAGCAACAGCAGCAACCACAGCAGACACCACCACCGCAGCAGCACCACACUGGGGCAGCCGCCCUCUCCGAGCACUCCAUCCCACCCAGCACUGCUGACAACCCCUUGGGCUGUGCGGUCUACGGUAUCCUGCUCCAGCCAGAUCCUGGUCUGCAGCACCACCAGCACGCCCCCAUCCAGGCUGGGGAGCCGUCCCACAAAUGCGGGGUGUGUGGCCACGACCUCGCUCACCUCUCCAACCCCCAUGAGCACCAGUGCUUGCCAGGCCAUGACCGCUCUUUCCAGUGUACCCAGUGCCUGAAGAUCUUCCACCAGGCCACCGACCUCCUCGAACACCAGUGCAUCCAGGUGGAGCAGAAGCCCUUUGUGUGCGGCGUCUGCAAGAUGGGCUUCUCCCUCCUGACCUCACUGGCACAGCACCACAAUGUCCACAACGGCAACGCCAUGAAGUGCUCUAUCUGUGAGAAGACCUACAAGCCUCCUGAGGCAGAGCAUCCGCAGCCUCUUGACCCCUCGGAGAAGCCUUACAGCUGCUCCAUCUGUCAGAAAACCUUCAAGCACCUCUCGGAGCUGUCCCGGCAUGAGCGCAUCCACACGGGUGAGAAGCCCUACAAGUGCACGCUGUGCGACAAGAGCUUCAGCCAGUCGUCCCACCUGGUGCACCACAAACGGACGCACAGCUCGGAGCGGCCCUACAAGUGCACGGUGUGCGAGAAGACCUUCAAGCACCGCUCCCACCUGGUGCGCCACAUGUACGCGCACUCAGGGGAGCACCUCUUCAAGUGCAACGUCUGUGAGCUGCACUUCAAGGAGUCGUCGGAGCUGCUGCAGCACCCCUGCACGCCCAGCGGGGAACGGCCCUUCCGCUGCGGCGAGUGCCAGAAGGCCUUCAAGCGGCCCUCGGACCUGCGGCAGCACGAGCGCACGCACAGCGAGGAGCGGCCCUUCAAGUGCGACCUCUGCCAGAUGAGCUUCAAGCAGCAGUAUGCGCUCAUGCGCCAUCGCCGCACGCACAAGGCCGAGGAGCCCUUCAAGUGCAACCUGUGUGAGAAGGGCUUCGUGCAGCCCUCGCACUUGGUGUACCACCAGCACGUGCACGGCAUCGAAAACCUCUUCAAGUGCAACGUGUGCCAGAAGGGCUUCAACCAGUCCUCAGAGCUGCUGCGGCACAAGUGUGUGCAGAACGCGGAGCGGCCCUUCAAGUGCGCGGUGUGCAACAAGUCCUAUAAGCGGGCCUCGGCUCUGCAGAAGCACCAGCUGGCCCAUUGCGCUGAGAAGCCGCUCAAGUGCACGCUCUGCGAGAGACGUUUCUUCUCCUCCUCCGAGUUCGUGCAGCACCGCUGUGACCCAGCCCGUGAGAAGCCCCUCAAGUGCCCUGACUGUGAAAAGCGGUUCAAGUACGCCUCGGACCUGCAGCGCCACCGGCGUGUGCACACAGGCGAGAAGCCCUACAAGUGCCACUCCUGCGAGAAGGCCUUCAAGCAGCGCGAGCACCUCAACAAGCACCACAGUGUGCAUGCCCGGGAGCAGCAGUACAAGUGCAUGUGGUGCGGGGAACGGUUCCUGGACUUGGGCCUGCUGCAGGAGCACAGCGUCCAGCACACGGCCGAGGGCGCCUACCAGGUGGCAGCCUGCUUGCCGUGAGCCCCCUGCCCCUUGGCGGCUUUCAGCUUGCAUGCAACGCUCCUGAGCCUCGGCCUCCCUUCCCUCUCUUAGGGUGUAGACGGCCUCCAGGGAGUUUGGGGGAAAGGGGAGGUACCAGUGGGCGGGUGAACUUCCCUCUGGCCUCUCUGGUUGAUGUGAUAUGCCACCAGUACUAAUAUGCCACCUGUACCGAUACACCACUGAUACUGCAGGGGUGAGGGAUGAGGUGAAAAGCUGGAAGGGGUGGAGAGGAAAGGAGGGAGGUGGGGAGAGGACACGAAGCCUGUAGCUGCCUGGCAUCCCCUGGCCUGCAGUUCACUCUGUACCUGCAGUCCCAGCGCUGGGAGCUUGGCUGCCCGCUGCGGGCACCAGCCCUUCGAACGCAGCCUCUUUGCCCUGCCCUGCCUGGCAGGGUCGGCGGGGAGGGCUGGGUAGGUCCUUCUGGGGAGGGCUCAGCAGUAAGGCAGAGCCAGCGCUCUCUCCCCCUGGGGCACGCAGUUUGGCAAAGAAGUAGCAGGUUUCCGCUGCUGGGAUCUCCCAACUUUCUUGGUCUGAGCUCAGUUGAGAGGACCACUUCAGAUCGUUAGUGUUGAUUGACUGCCCCAACCUCCCCUGCUCUCCCUCUUUCUAGAGUGUAGAAAGGGAAAAGCCAUGGGGCUGCAGAGCUCCAACAAGCACUUUGGCGUUGCUGCUUUUGCAGUUGUUGGCUGUCACACUCUGCAAGGGUUCCAAGCGAGCCUGCCUGCCCCCCUGCCUGCUGGCGGUGUGGGGAAGAGAGGCAAGCGCUGCGCCACUACCGGAGAGUGUGGCGAGGAGAGCCACCGUGCCCAAGAGGCUCCUACCCAAGAGCUGCUUCCUGAGGGUCAUAGCUCUCCUGCCAAGACUUGCCUCCAGCCCCCAAGCCCCUUCCCUCUUCCCAGCCGCCUGGGCUGUUCACAUACCUCCAGGGGGGCUGGUAAAGGGCCCUCUCAGCAGUCUGAACACUAAAGGGCGAGGCAAGCACUACUAAUAGCCCACAACUUUGGAGACGUUACCAUCACCUGCGGUAACCCAUGCCAUGUGCCAGGGGCUUGGGGUCUGAUUUGCUGGGGGGAACCAUAGCAAGGCAGGAGAGCCCUUCCUGGCCCGCAGGCUCAGCUCCAUGGGGAGGGGAAGGUCAGCAGUGGGUGGAGGGGACUGCAUUUUUUCCCCUCUUGCAGGAGUCCUGUUUUACCCCUUUACUCUUUCUUUACCUCUUCUUUAUUUUUCAGGUUUUGCACAGUUCUUGAAAACAUCACUUAAAAAUAAAUUUCCCUUAGCAAGGUCGAUGCAGCCUCAGGUGUUUUCCUCUGCAGGAUUUUGCUGGCUUCUCGUGACUGAGACCUGUUACAUGCCAGUCAGAUGCCUUGGAGGUUGAAGGUGUGCUUACUAGGUUGCCCACCAGCCUUCCCCUCUCUGUCUUUGGGGAUAUUGAGAUGUUAAAUAUCCAUCUGUGGAGCUAUCCAGGCCCAGACUGGACAUGGUCCUGGCCAGUCUGCUGUUGCUGACCCUGCUCGAGCAGGGGGCUGAACUAGAUGAUCUCCAGAGGUCCCUGCCAGCCUCCGCUCUUCUGUGGUCUUGGCUGGCCCUCCUAUGAAGUAGGGGUGUUGUGACGAGCUGUAGGGAGUGAGUAGCAGCCACUGAGUUGCCCCUGUGCUGCACAGGUGAUUAAGACAAGUUUAAUAAACGUUGUCCAGGGCAAGCGUAGGACAGGCUAAUGGAGUUGGGCUGUGCCUGCUUUGCUGGUAGGGAAUGCUCAUCUCAAAGGUGGAGGAGGGCUCUCGUUUCUGUUUCCAGCAUGGUGAGGGGGAACAUGGAGCGUUUUGGGGGGCUGGGACAGCUCAGUGACAGUUCUGGCCCUGGGGCUGAGUCCUUCAUGUGCAGCUUUAAGGAGGUUAAAGCAGACCUUGCUCCCUGCUGCCAAGGAAGAGGGACCGAUGGUUGUCUUACUUCAUGCUGCCUCAGAGAUGUAGAACUUCCUACCGAAUUUUCUGUCUGUUUCUUUUUCCUUUUUUUCUUUUUAUUUUUGCUUUUUUUAAAGCAGUUUGUUAAUAUUCAUUAAAAAUACUGUAUAGUUUAACUUGCUGUUGUACUGGAUCUUUUAAAAAAAAGAGAUGUGAUAACUUGGAUUUUUAAAGAGCUCUUUGGUUCUAGGUAGCUGGUUUUUGCUGUUUAAUAUAUAGCGAGUUCAGUGUAUGCUUUACUGUAGGAGUAAAAACGAGGAGUAAAAUCAAGUAAGGCUGAUCCUGUCUUUACAGAAAGACUUCGUGGUGAUGGAGGCUGCGAGCCUGGGAGCAGGGCCAGCCAGGUAGCGCAACACCCACCUGAGCCCUCGCCCCAUGCCUGCUUUGGGCUGUGGUUAGCUCUGCUCUUGCCCAAAGCAGCCCAGCGUAGCUGCUCAGGUCUCCCCAGGCUGGGGGUGCCGCAGCUGCCUUGAGCAUGGCAUGGGCAGCCAGGAUCAGUGCCCGGAGCUGGGAGCUUGCAGAGAGGCUCAUCGUUAGUAAGAGGAGGGCGUGAAAUGGAGGCUGCUGGAACCCCUGGGGGCUUUUGUGGCUGUUUCUUCCUGGGGCAGCUGCUGGCUGGAGGAGGGCUCUGCAGAAAUCGUUAGUGUGGCCCCACAUGAUGGUGCCCUGCUCUGUUCCCUCCCUGGGGGCCUGGGCCAGCCUGGGGUGCCUGGGGAGGAGGGCUGCGGUGGGCCCCAGAAACAGCUUUGCACCACGCACUGGCCACGGAGCUGCUAGGUCUUGUCCCCUUAGUACCAGCAGGGUACCAGCCCCCACAGGGGCUGUUGCAGAGCGUUUCCCUGGUGCUGAGUGGCUGGGAAAGCCCUCAGUGUCCCAGUGAGGAUGUGGAAACAGCCAAGCAGCACCUGGGGCAGGCAGACCAUCAUCAGGGCUGUGUGCUCGGGGACUUGUGCCUGGGGCAGAGGGGGUGCUGUGGGGAGCUCAGUGGGGACGAGCCUGGGUCCAGGUGUCAGGCCUGUGAGUAGGCACCUACCAUGAAGUAGGACUGGCCGUGGGCCUGUGCGGACUCCUUGGUCUCUCCAUCUUGCUGCCCUGCAACAGCCCAAAUUCGGUGGAAGCCCACAGCGGGUGGAGGACCUGUGCGGAGAGGGCAGCUGGGCGGCUGCAGGGAGCCUCGGGUGUGUU